AUGCCCGCCUUUACAGAAGCCGACACGAUCCGCAUACUCGUCGCGACGGACAGCCAUGUCGGCUACAACGAGCGCGAUCCUAUCCGCGGCGACGACAGCUGGCAGAGCUUCCACGAGGUGAUGUGUCUGGCAAAAGAGCGGGAUGUAGACAUGGUGCUACUAGCUGGCGAUCUCUUCCACGAGAACAAGCCGAGUCGGAAGUCAAUGUACCAGGUUAUGCGCAGCUUGCGGAUGAACUGCUUCGGCGACAAGCCAUGCGAGCUGGAGCUGCUAAGCGACGCAAGCGAGAACAUUCAAGGGGCAUUCAACAAUGUCAACUACGAGGACCCCAACCUCAAUGUCGCGAUACCAGUGUUUUCCAUUCAUGGCAACCAUGACGACCCAUCAGGAGAAGGCCAUCUAGCCGCGCUAGACCUACUGCAGAUUUCCGGUCUUGUCAACUACUAUGGCCGCACCCCUGAAUCCGACAACAUCGUCAUCAAGCCCGUCCUUCUCCAAAAGGGCCAAACUAAGCUUGCACUGUACGGCAUGAGCAAUGUCCGAGACGAGAGGCUUUUCCGGACAUUCAGAGAUGGCAAGGUUAAGUUCUUCCAACCGAGUACACAGAAGAACGACUGGUUCAACUUGAUGAGCGUCCAUCAGAAUCAUCAUGCGCAUACGGCUACUGGAUACUUACCGGAGAACUUCCUUCCUGAGUUCUUAGACCUUGUCGUCUGGGGACACGAACACGAAUGCCUCAUCAACCCGCGCUAUAACCCCGAGAUGAACUUCCACGUUAUGCAGCCCGGCUCUUCAGUUGCAACUUCGCUUAUGCCCGGCGAAGCGGUUCCGAAACAUGUGGCCAUCUUGAGUAUCACUGGUAAGGAGUUCAAGUCUGAACCAAUUCGGCUGAAGACUGUGCGGCCUUUCGUAAUGAAGGAGAUUGUGCUAGCCGAAGAGCGGGCACUGAAGAACGUCUGGCGAAGCGACAACAACCGCGUUCAGAUUACGCGACAUUUGAUUGACAUCGUCGACGAUCUAAUCAAGGAGGCGGAGAAGGACUGGCUUGAAAUCCAGGACGGAGCGGAGCGUCAAGACGAAGAGGAGGAGCAAGAACCGCCGAAGCCGUUGAUACGCCUCCGAGUUGAGUACACGGCACCGGAGGGCGGCCGGUUCGACUGCGAGAACCCACAGCGAUUCUCAAACCGCUUCGUGGGCAGGGUUGCGAACGUGAACGACGUCGUUCAGUUUUACCGCAAGAAGGCAAGCGCCACUCGAACUAGCAAAAACGACCCGGAGAUGCCUGAGGACUCCAUUAUGGCUCAACUUGCCAUCGAUAGCGUUAAAGUCGAGAAGCUCGUCCGGGAGUUUCUCACCGCACAAUCGCUCACAAUCCUACCACAGAACUCAUUUGGCGAUGCUGUCAGCCAGUUCGUCGACAAGGACGAUAAGCAUGCGAUGGAGAUGUUCGUCAACGAAAGCUUGUCAAACCAGAUGAAGCAUCUUCUCCAGACCGAUGAAGUCGAUGAGGAAGACAUCGUCCAGGUGAUGGAUCAGUAUCGCUCAAAGCUCGAACAGAUGUUCGCAUCCGGUCAAAUCAGGAAGAACAGGAAAGCCAAGCUGAAGCCGAAACCGGAUAACUGGGACAGUGAUCUGGACGGCGAAUGGGCAGAUCAACCAGGCGCGCUGAUACACAGUGAGGGUGAGGCUGGGCAGGAGGAUGAGGAGGAAGAACUUGGCUCAAUACCUCCAAAGCCUCCAGCUGCUCGCGGCCGGGGCAAGGCGGCAGCAACGACUCGCAAAGCUGCUGCGGCGCCAAAGAAGACGCCAGCUCGGGGCGGCGCUCGGGCGAAGAAGAAGGUGGUGGAAGAUGACGAGGAUGAAGAUGAGGAUGUAGUUAUGAUUGAUGAUGACGACGAAGAGGAAGAGGAGGACGAUCUGUUCGUCAAGCCCACUCGCACGACAACCAAGAAACCUGCCGCUAAAGUCGCACCGAAGCGCGCGGCAUCUCCUGUCAGAAAGACGCCUGCAAGAGCUGCAGCUAAGAAGCAGUCUACUCUCAGCUUCUCUCAGCCGGCGACACAGGGAAGUCAGGUCAACGGAAGUAGCAGAAAGGUCCAGGAACCGAGCGACGAUGAGAUCUCGGAUGAUGAUGAUGCGUUUGAACCGCCGCCGCCGACUGCGAGGGCUACGAGGGCAAGGAGAUGA
Molecule: messenger RNA, 2187 nt
Organism: Coniosporium apollinis CBS 100218
Lineage: Eukaryota; Fungi; Ascomycota; Dothideomycetes
Exons: 6
Coding region: 1-2187 (728 amino acids)
Biological process (GO): double-strand break repair via nonhomologous end joining; mitotic intra-S DNA damage checkpoint signaling; mitotic G2 DNA damage checkpoint signaling
Cellular component (GO): nucleus; Mre11 complex
Molecular function (GO): 3'-5'-DNA exonuclease activity; manganese ion binding; DNA endonuclease activity
Source: RefSeq, a predicted model, not a curated record